Messenger RNA from Melopsittacus undulatus (budgerigar), 550 nucleotides. RefSeq names its product INO80 complex subunit E (gene INO80E). Gene Ontology annotation, biological process: chromatin remodeling. The transcript is spliced from 6 exons. The record is from RefSeq and is a predicted model, not a curated record. Lineage: Eukaryota; Metazoa; Chordata; Aves; Psittaciformes; Psittaculidae. Gene Ontology annotation, cellular component: Ino80 complex; nucleus. The coding region runs from base 20 to 550 and encodes 176 amino acids.
AGGAAGGGGGAGGCCGGAAAUGAACGCGGCGGCCGAGGGCGAUGGCGGCGCCUACAAGCGGCGGUACCGGGCCCUGAAGCGGCGGCUGAAGCUGCUGCUCUAUGAGCAGGAAUGUUUCCAGGAGGAGCUGCGCCGAGCACAGAGGAGACUGCUGAGGGUGUCACGUGACAAGAGUUACUUACUGGACCGGCUCCUGCAGUACGAGAACGUGGAUGACGACUCCUCAGACUCCGAGGCCACAGCAUCAUCGGACAACAGUGAUGGGGAGGGGCCCAAGGGGGCGGAGCCUCCCCCAGCCAAGAGGAAGAGGGCCACGCCCCCUCCCUCCCCUCCCCCCUCCCUCCCAUUGGCUCCAUACAUGCUACCUCCGGCCCCGCCCCCCCCGCUGGGGCCCCUCCCCCCUCCGGCGCUGGCCCCGCCCCCGGCCCCUCCCCCCGUGCCCAGCACGGUCCCAAGGAGGCUGCUGAGUGAGGAGGGGGAGGGGGAGGGGGAGGGGAGCGGAGAUGAUGGAGACGGAGAUGAUGAGCUGGUGAUUGACAUCCCGGAGUGA